AUGAACGUGUGGUCUUCCGAAAACCAUUGUGUUUCAGCCUCCUUUGAGCUCCAAGGCCUCUCGCCUCACGGGAAAGCUCGUUCAUCUAUCCUUGAUCGACAGAAAGUGCAGAAUCAACCGACCCACCGAACUCACCAGGUUCAUUCAUUCAUUCUUAUUAUGCGGCUCAUGAUGUCUUGGUGCUCUUGCUUGGUCGUCGUCUUUCUACUUCAGGCAAGUCAUGGAACCAGCGGUUCGGCUUACAAUAUUACUGCAUCGGAGCCACUCUUUCCGAACCAAACUCUCGUGUCCUCUGGCCAAAUCUUCGAGCUUGGGUUCUUUACGCCAAACGGGUCAGAAAAUCAGUAUGUUGGGAUAUGGUACAAGAACUUGGCGCCUCCAAAAAUCGUGUGGGUGGCCAAUAGAGAAUUGCCGCUUGUGUACCCGGAUCAGUCCGCGAAAUUAAUGAUAGGCAGUGAUGGGAAUUUGAAGCUCGUGAAUGGAAAACAGAAUAUAUUUUGGUCUACCAAUGCCUCUCGUCGGUCCAAUUAUAGGUCAGCGGCGCUAUUAGAUAGUGGAAAUUUUGUACUGCAGGAUGCAAAUUAUAGUAAAAUAUGGGGAAGCUUCGAUGAUCCGACAGAUACUCUUCUUCCCGGCAUGAAGAUGGGAGUAAAUGCCAGGACUGGGGAGAAACUCUAUUUAAUUUCCUGGAGAAGCGACAGUGAUCCAUCCCCUGGAAGGUUCUUGACUGGGAUAACAUCGGAGACGCCACCUCAACCUUUCACUUGGAAUGGUUCCACCCCUUACUGGAGAGGCGGAUAA
Messenger RNA from Eucalyptus grandis, 801 nucleotides. RefSeq names its product G-type lectin S-receptor-like serine/threonine-protein kinase At1g61500. Lineage: Eukaryota; Viridiplantae; Streptophyta; Magnoliopsida; Myrtales; Myrtaceae. The coding region runs from base 1 to 801 and encodes 266 amino acids. The record is from RefSeq and is a predicted model, not a curated record. The transcript has a single exon.